AUGACUACGGAAAUUUUGGAAGGUUCUACCAUGAAAGGGUUUAUUGAUCCAUAUUUUUUUAUUACUCCUUUCGGGCUAUGGAAACUUUGGUCUUUUAUUGACGUACAUGCUGGACCAGGAUUCUUAAAAAAGGACUGCUUGUACUUUUACAAGGAAGGUCUACAAAACAUUUGUAAAUCAUCAAAGUUUGACGACGAGCAAAAGACUAUGGCAAAAAAUCUAAUUGAUACUUAUAAAGCGGACAAAAACAGGCUUAAAUUAUUAGCUAACACUGCAAGGUCCGCAAAUUCCACACUUUACACAACAUUCACCCAAGCUGAUGUAUCCGUUAGUUGUUAUAAAACACCAGAAAAACAGAUCACAACAGAUCAUGAUAUCUCACCAAUUGAACCAAAUCCUUUUAUCGUUGAAUCAUCACAAGGAAGAAAACAUGAUCUAGAGGAUGAAAGUAAUUCUGAAGAGGAGUAUGACGCGGAACAAAUAAUUGUAUGCGGAAAAAGUAUUAGUUGGUUAGUUGAUGGGAUUAACAUCCGUGACAAACUUACGGAAUACCAGGAAAUAGGUCUACCAAAAAUGAGGCCAGAAUACUAUGAUGUAAUACUUUUUACUGAUAAAAAUCAAGACAUGUUUUUGGGGGCGCUGGAAGAAAAUAUUGUUGUGCAGAUGCAUAAUGAUAUAAAGAGAAAUGAUGAGGGAACAAAAUGUGAUAUUGAAGAAAACAUUAAAUCAUUUCUGAACAACAUUAUUGUUCGUGACAUAAACAAAACUAAGGAAAAUCUUAAAUUACGGAAGAAUGUUGAGUCAUUUGAGAAAGAUUUUGCUUUGAUUGAACUUAUGGAAGAUGUUAAUGUGCUUCUCGAAGAUAUGUCCGAAGGGUCGUUCAUUGUAAUGGUUCUAGCGCCAAUUCUGAAUAAAUUUUUUAUGAGAAAUAAGAAGAUCUGGUACCCAAAAUACGGGGAAACAUGUCUUAAGGCGAAUGCUGAAGAUCAUAAUUCUCAGAAAACGGAUAAUGAACGACGUUCUCCUGGCAAGAAGAUUGACACGAUCAUUAUAUUAAAGGAAGAUAAUGAGGAGUUCUCGGUUACAGAAGUCAGCGGUCCCCCAAAUAAAAAUGAUUGGUCGCACUUUGUUGGAGAUCGGCUGAAAAUAGCUAAGAUGUUAAAAACAUUGAUGAAUCGAUUCGCAAAGCUUCGCCCAGGUUCCGAUAUUAGAAUGGUUAGACUAUACGGAAUGCAGUUAUAUUUAUGUCAGGUUAUCAUAUAUGAAUUUCAACUUAAAUAUUCUGAAAUAUACACCAUGGAAGAAGUGUUGAAAUUUCCUCUUCCAAAAACUUGGAAAGAUAUGAAAAAUGCUCACGAAAGUAUAAUCGGAUUCUUGAGAUAUGAGCGCCUAUUAUCCGAAAGUUCGACAUCUAUAGGUGAUUUUUUGUGGACAGAUGGCGAUGGCGAAGCUUUUCAGGGUAUGACAACUCGGAUGAUCCAUUCUCCUAAAUCUAAACGUACUAAUAAGAAAAUACGAGUUUAA
Molecule: messenger RNA, 1524 nt
Organism: Funneliformis geosporum
Lineage: Eukaryota; Fungi; Glomeromycota; Glomeromycetes; Glomerales; Glomeraceae
Source: the annotation of a GenBank genome assembly